Messenger RNA from Harpegnathos saltator (Jerdon's jumping ant), 3384 nucleotides. It is a transcript of the gene Cul2, whose product is annotated as cullin 2. Gene Ontology annotation, biological process: ubiquitin-dependent protein catabolic process. The transcript is spliced from 8 exons. Gene Ontology annotation, molecular function: ubiquitin protein ligase binding. Bases 762 to 3017 code for a protein of 751 amino acids. Gene Ontology annotation, cellular component: cullin-RING ubiquitin ligase complex. The record is from RefSeq and is a predicted model, not a curated record. NCBI's taxonomy places the organism in Eukaryota, Metazoa, Arthropoda, Insecta, Hymenoptera, Formicidae.
UAUUUAAAUAUGGCCGUGUGAUGUUAUUGAGGAAUUCGCGAGUCGACACGGUGAGAGUAUUGCGUGUUCGCGAGGGAGAACGAGGGAAGAGUGAGAGAGAGAGAGAGAGAAAGAGAGAGAGAGAGAGAGAAAGAGAGAGAAUGAGAGAGUGAGUGAGAGAGUGAGUGAGUGAGUGAAUGAGGGAGAGAGUGAGAGAGAAAGAAAAGGCGAUACAUCGUAUCGUGAGAGGAUAGGGAAAGGGCGGACAAGAAAACGAUCGUCGUGGCCGUCAAGCGGAUAAAUCGGAGAGCGCAAAGUUGUGUGUGACAGUGAAGGAGCAUAGCGACCUGAGGACAACACGAGCGACGGACAGACGAACAGACGAACGGACGAACAGACAGACAGACAGACGGACGGACAGACGAGCGGGCGACGGUGACUACGAAAAAUGCGUUCGAUCGCGACGAGUCAUCGUGAGUGUCAUGCAUCUCGCAGCAGGGAAUGACUUGCGCCCCCGCCCCAAAAAUAAGCGGCCCAGUACGAUUCGUCAUUGCGGUGGCUGAGGAGAGCACGAUCGGCGAUCCGCUCUCUCGCGACGCGGCUCUGACCUCCUCCGCCUCGCAGGCCACGGCGGGCCAGCAGCCAUCGGCGGCAGUGAUCCGGAAUCUCCCGUGCGUGACUUUUUGGUUUUGUAACGUUAGGUACUCGCAGAAUUAGGUGCUUGUCAAUAUUUAGAUCAAGUAACUGACCAGUGUGUGUGUGUGUGUGUAUUAAAGGGAAGAAUGUCACUGAAACCUAAGAAAGUAGACUUCACUCAGACCUGGGAUGUACUGCAAGAGACUGUAAGAGGAGUAAUAACAUUAGCAAAUGUCUCGAGAGCUACAUGGAACGACAGGUUUAGUGACGUCUAUUCUCUGUGCGUUGCGUAUCCUGAGCCACUGGCAGACCGUUUGUACAACGAGACAAAGAGGUUUCUGGACAACCAUGUCUUCCAGUUAUUGACAGAGGUCCGUGCCCAGGGCGAGUCGAAUCUGCUUCAGGCGUAUCAUCGAGCCUGGACAGAGUAUUCGCAGGGCAUCAACUACUUACAUCGCUUGUAUCUAUAUCUCAAUCAACAACACAUCAAGAAGCAGAAGCUGUCAGAGGCGGAGCUCAUCUAUGGCACAUCUUCCUCCAUGGCAGUCGACUAUCAGGAGCAGAUGGAGAUCGGCGAAUUGGGUCUCGACAUAUGGAAGAGGAAGAUGAUAACCCCUCUUCGGGAUUCACUUGUUUCUCUUCUACUCGAGAGUAUUCAGGCAGACAGGAACGGGGAGGCUCAGCCUGUCACCACCGACGUGAUUUGCGGUGUUAUACAGAGCUUCGUGCGGGUAGAAGAAUAUAAAUUGAAAGGACAAUUAGAUAUGUAUCAAGAAAUUUUCGAGGGUCCCUUUUUGGAAGCGAGCGGUGAAUUUUACUCUGCAGAAGCGUGGGAUUUGCUACUACAAUUAGACGUCACACGUUACAUGGAACGAGUUACGUGGAGACUCAGCCAAGAGGAAUUGCGUGCGCAUAAGUACCUUCACUCGAGUUCCGUACCAAAGGUGAGAGCAUGUUGCGAAGAUAAGAUGGUGAAUGCACAGGCCAGUUGGCUGCACACGGAAGCGAAAGCCAUGAUAGAGAAUGAACGCAGGCGAGACUUGUCCCUUCUGUAUCCGCUGUUGAAGCCUCUACCGUCGGGUUUAAGUCCACUUGUACAAAAACUCACUCAGCACAUCACGCAGCAGGGAUUGCAAGCGAUUGGACCUUUGCAGGGGGAAAAUGUAUAUACGCAGUUUGUGGAAAGCAUACUGGACGUACAUUCUAAGUAUUCAGAAUUGAUCAAAGAUGUGUUCAAGGCGGAUCAGAGUUUUGUGGGUGCCCUUGACAAAGCUUGCUCCGCGGUCGUGAAUUAUAGACCUGUGCCGAGGCAACCGGCGCGAGCGCCCGAACUGCUGGCCAAGUAUUGCGAUUCUUUGCUGAAGAAAUCGGCCAAAGCUGCUUCCGAAAGCGAGAUCGAAGAGAAGUUGGCGCGCUCCAUCACCGUAUUCAAAUACGUAGACGACAAGGACGUGUUUCAAAAGUUCUAUGCGCGUAUGUUGGCGAAACGGUUGAUACAUCAGCAAUCUCAGUCGAUGGACGCCGAGGAAGUGAUGAUCGAUCGUCUGAAGCAGGCUUGUGGCUACGAGUUUACAAAUAAACUGCACCGUAUGUUCACCGACAUGUCCGUAUCGGCGGACCUAAACGCAAAGUUCACGACGACCUUGCGCGAGGGUGAUCGGGAGAAUCAACUAGGUAUCGGUUUCGUGGUCUACGUUUUACAGGCGGGCGCUUGGCCGCUCGGCCUACCGCCGUCGCCAGGGCCAUUUCAUGUGCCGCAGCAGUUGGAGAAGUCUGUUCAAGCUUUCGAGACGUUUUAUCACGCGCAGUUCAGCGGACGGAAGCUAACAUGGCUCCACCAUCUGUGUCAAGGGGAAUUAAAGUUCAAUUACCUGAAGAAGUCGUAUUUGGUGACCGUGCAGACGUAUCAGAUGGCAUUGCUGCUUCUGUUUGAGCACUGCGACGCGAUCCAAUGCAAAGAGGCUGCUGCAUCUCUGCGCCUGUCGCACGAUCAGUUGGUGAAACACGCCGCGAGCCUCGUAGACUGUAAGAUUCUCAUGAAAUCAACGGACGGUGAACUUGAAGAAGACACCGUGCUCACGCUCAAUUUCGAUUACUACAACAAGAGAACCAAAUUCCGCGUGACCGGCGCGCUGCAACGAGACGCGCCACACGACGCGGAGGCCACGCAUCGCAGCGUGGACGACGAUAGAAAAUUGUACCUGCAAGCAGCCAUAGUUCGCAUCAUGAAAAGUCGCAAACUGUUGAGACACAAUCUACUUGUACAGGAGGUGCUGAGUCAAUCAAGAGUCACGUUCGCACCUUCUAUCGGAAUGAUCAAGAAGUGCAUCGAGGCCCUCAUAGAUAAACAAUACAUUGAGCGUACAGCAAAUAGCGCGGACGAGUAUUCAUAUGUCGCGUAACCUUCUAACAUCUGUCAUAUUAAUUUAUUUCACUCGAGAUGCGUCCCACAGACAAUUCGCUGAGAAAAUAUCAAAGCUCCGAUCGGCCACGGUGUCACCACAAGUGAAUGAAAUUUUACCUUCAGCAAUCGAUAUCACAUUUCUUUCUCGACACAAUGAAUUUUGAAGAAAAGAGGAGAAAGGACAGUAAGACUCCGUGUCAAUGAAAGUUCCGCAGAAAGCGAAUCUCAAAUAGUAUAAUGAAAGAUCGGGAAGAGCAUCUUAGAAGACCGCUUAUUUGCUCUUUAGAUGGACCGAGAUUAAUAUCUUAGUUGAUUUAAUGACUUGUAAUAUAUGCACACUAAAUAAAGAUGAUGUUACUAUUUUA